AAGCUCAGGUAACUAGGUUCCUCGAUAGCAACACACUGUAGGAGUCACGUGGUUCCAAUUAGCUGAAUCUGAGAUUGUAUCGGGCACGCAUCCGCUGUUCCUUUAUAAUAAUCCAGUAUGAGCAUUACUCUCCACUCUUUCAUUGAACUCCAUGGCCUUAUUCUAUCCCACUGAGGUGCGCUUUAUAAUUUAUGAGUAUGAUUUCACUAAGCCGGCCUUUCCAGUUAUAUGUGACUGCUCACCACAGAGCACUUGCUGAAGAACAACCCCUCCCAGAAACCCUUCGUCGCAUGUCCCUCUUAACGAGGGUACUCUGUUUUUUGGCAUUUGGACGCCCAGAUCCUGAUGAUCAUUGGAAGUCUCUGCAAUCAGAUAGAGCCUUCGAAACCGUUAGGAGCAGGUCAUGCUCUAUCCUGACCAACACUAUCACCACAGCAACUAUCCUCCUCGCUACAAGUGGUGUUUUCGUCAGUACGGGCUCUCCUGUGCCAUACUUUGACUAUUCAUCACCUGUUCCCUAUUGUCUACUCUUUAUGUCUCUCAUGCUCGCUAUGAUUGCGAUGUUGACAUCUGGAUCAAGUAUGAUACGCUGGCUACACACCGAUCGGCAGUGGACUCAAGAACAACUCACGCAAGGCGAUUACUUUGUUUGGUCCUACCUGUUGUCAAUAGUCACGCCUAUCUUCUUCGUUGUCUUAUCCCUGAAUUGUUUCAUGUUUGCAGGGUUUUCGUCUCAAAGCAUGGUCUUCCGCACCGUCACUGCGCUCUGGCUGGUCACAUACGUUGUCAACAUCGGGGCAAUAUUCAUAGAAUUUAUGUGGAAAUAUGCGAAGGGCCUUAAAUCACGCUAGAUGUUGACAGUAGUUUGCUUUAUUCAUUCUUAGUCCCGAAUCGUGAUGUUGUACACUGUAAUCGACCCUUCAUCUUUGUGCUUUCGUUGUUAAAUAAUGGAUCGCAGUUUUUCGUACCCUCUAGAAGAUCAG
This is a messenger RNA of Suillus plorans, 983 nucleotides long. RefSeq lists its product as uncharacterized. The transcript has 4 exons. The record is from RefSeq and is a predicted model, not a curated record. NCBI's taxonomy places the organism in Eukaryota, Fungi, Basidiomycota, Agaricomycetes, Boletales, Suillaceae. Bases 192 to 851 code for a protein of 219 amino acids.